AUGACUUCGAUAAUACCCGCCCGGGCAAUCAUCCCCUUCCUGGACAACCAAUGCGUUCGCAACUGUGACGACCCUGACCCGCUUAAGCGGAAACACUUCGAGCAGCCCGUCAUCCAGACCCUCCAGAUGUUCGUCGGUGAGAUGGGCUGCUGGGUGGUCGUAGGCAUCAUGUCACUCUGGACCCGUUACGUUUCCAAAUUCACUACGUACGAACGCAUCGACAAUCGGGCGGCCGCGGCCGAGGACGAUGUUCCCGACGACGCCAGCAUCCGCUCCCACACCCCUCUCACCGACUCGCCCGCUGCUUCAUCCAAGUACGACGGCCCAUCGGUCCUCCGCGGCUGGCGUGUCGUGCUGCUCUCGCUCCCCGCCAUCUGCGACAUCUGCGGCACCACCCUCAUGAACGCCGGCCUGCUGCUCGUGGCGGCCUCCAUCUACCAGAUGACGCGCGGCGCGCUGGUGCUCUUCGUUGGCGUCUUCAGCGUUGUUUUCCUGCGUCGCAAGCUGUACGCCUUCCAGUGGCUGUCGCUGGUGGGAGUCAUGGUGGGCGUGGCUCUCGUUGGACUGGCUGGUGCGAUUCAGCCGGAUCCGAAACAUCCUAGUGCGGAGGCGGCGGAUGUGGGUGCCGAUGCCCUGAAAGUGAUCAUUGGUGUGUUGAUGAUUGCUGGAGCGCAGAUCUUCACUGCUACACAGUUUGUGCUGGAGGAGUACAUCCUGGAGCGGUCGACGAUUGAGCCCAUUCGUGUUGUCGGGUGGGAGGGCCUCUUCGGCUUUACGGUCACGCUCCUGGGCAUGGUCAUCUUGCACUUUGCCAUUGGACGGACCGAGGCUGGAAGGUAUGGGCCGUUUGACAUGGUGGAGGGAUGGAGACAGUUUUGGGAGUACAAGUCUGUCUUCGUCUCGAGUGUGUUGAUUAUGAUUAGCAUCGGUGGCUUCAACUUCUUUGGUCUCUCGGUAACCCGCUCGGUGAGCGCCACUUCGCGCUCCACCAUCGACACCUGCCGCACGCUCUUCAUCUGGAUCGUCUCGCUCGGUCUCGGCUGGGAAACCUUCAAGUGGCUGCAGGUUGCCGGUUUCGCCCUGCUCGUCUACUUUACUUUCCUGUUCAACGGCAUCGUCCAGCCUCCGUUCGAGUUCCUCCGCGUAAGGGAGGUGGAGGAGUUGUUGCCCGAGGAGCCUAUUGAGCAUAACUGA
Molecule: messenger RNA, 1194 nt
Organism: Sordaria macrospora k-hell
Lineage: Eukaryota; Fungi; Ascomycota; Sordariomycetes; Sordariales; Sordariaceae
Biological process (GO): pyrimidine nucleotide-sugar transmembrane transport
Cellular component (GO): Golgi membrane; intracellular membrane-bounded organelle
Molecular function (GO): pyrimidine nucleotide-sugar transmembrane transporter activity
Source: RefSeq, a predicted model, not a curated record